Molecule: messenger RNA, 934 nt
Organism: Loxodonta africana (African savanna elephant)
Lineage: Eukaryota; Metazoa; Chordata; Mammalia; Proboscidea; Elephantidae
Gene: HOXD8
Product: homeobox D8
Exons: 2
Coding region: 1-879 (292 amino acids)
Biological process (GO): regulation of transcription by RNA polymerase II
Cellular component (GO): nucleus
Molecular function (GO): RNA polymerase II transcription regulatory region sequence-specific DNA binding; DNA-binding transcription factor activity, RNA polymerase II-specific
Source: RefSeq, a predicted model, not a curated record
AUGAGCUCGUACUUCGUGAACCCGCUGUACUCCAAGUACAAGGCGGCGGCGGCGGCGGCGGCUGCCGCGGCGGGCGAGGCCAUCAACUCCACUUAUUACGAGUGUCACUUCGCGCCCGAGGUCGGCGGCCGCCACGCCGCCGCCGCCGCCGCCGCCGCCGUGCAGCUCUAUGGCAACAGCGCCGCCGGCUUCCCGCACGCGCCCCCGCAGGCGCACGCGCAUCGGCCGCCCGCGGGGCCCGGGUGCGGCGGCGGGGGAGGCCCGGGGCCCGGCCCGGGCCAGGAGUAUUUCCACCCUGGCGGGGGUAGUCCGGCCGCAGCCUACCAGGCCGCCCCCCCUCCUCCUCCGCAUCCUCCGCACCCGCCGCCUCCCCCCUGCGGCGGGAUUGCCUGUCACCGGGAGCCCGCGAAGUUUUACGGAUACGAUAACUUACAGAGACAGCCGAUUUUUACGACCCAGCAAGAGGCCGAGCUGGUACAAUAUCCUGACUGUAAAUCGUCCAGUGGUAAUAUUGGCGAGGACCCAGACCACUUAAAUCAGAGUUCGUCUCCUUCUCAAAUGUUUCCCUGGAUGAGACCACAAGCAACUCCUGGUAGAAGAAGAGGAAGACAAACCUACAGUCGUUUCCAAACCCUAGAGCUGGAAAAGGAAUUCCUUUUUAACCCGUAUCUGACCAGGAAAAGAAGAAUCGAGGUUUCCCACGCCCUAGCCCUCACUGAACGGCAGGUAAAAAUCUGGUUCCAGAACAGGAGAAUGAAAUGGAAAAAGGAGAACAACAAGGACAAAUUCCCAGUUUCCCGGCAGGAGGCGAAGGAUGGGGAAACCAAAAAGGAAGCUCAAGAACUGGAGGAAGACAGAGACGAAGGCCCGACAAAUUAACUUCCACCUUUACAUUUGUACCAGCCGAUUAAAACGUUCAGCACGUGCUGGUGGA